Messenger RNA from Pogoniulus pusillus (Red-fronted tinkerbird), 2887 nucleotides. It is a transcript of the gene CDV3, whose product is annotated as CDV3 homolog. The transcript is spliced from 5 exons. The record is from RefSeq and is a predicted model, not a curated record. Bases 145 to 888 code for a protein of 247 amino acids. Gene Ontology annotation, cellular component: cytoplasm. NCBI's taxonomy places the organism in Eukaryota, Metazoa, Chordata, Aves, Piciformes, Lybiidae.
CCCCUCGGAAGCGGCCAGCAGUAGGAGGUCGAGCCUCUGCUGCGCGGGCUCACCUGUUGGCCCGGGCCGCCGCUGCUCUCUCCUUCCUUUCCCUCGCGUUCAUACCCCUAACCCCCAUCUGCCCCGCUGUCGGGGGCUGCCGCCAUGGCGGAGACGGAGGAGAGGAGCCUCGACGACUUCUUCGCCAAGCGGGACAAGAAGAAGCGGAAGGAGAAGAGCAACCGAGCGGCCGCCGCCUCCAGCGCCGCUUCUAGCGCCGCUUCUAACGCUGCCUCUAACGCCACGGGGGCGGCCUCGGCGGCUGGAGGAACCCGCCCGACUGACGGCAGCGGCUCCGGGGCCGUCACCUCUAACGCAGAUUCCUCCAAGACGGUGACCAAGGAAGAGGAUGAUUGGAAGGAGUUUGAGCAAAAGGAAGAGGUUGAUUAUAGUGGUCUUAGAGUUCAGUCCAUGCAAAUAAGUGAGAAGGAAGAUGAUGAAAGUGAAAAAACAGAAGAAACUGGUGACAACUGGGAAGAGACCGGUGGUAGUGUAGACAGAUCCUCUGGUCCUUGGAACAAGUCUGCGCCUGCCCCAGCACCUGUCGUUGAACCAAUUGUGGCCGAGGCCCCGGAGCCGGUGCCGAGCGGAGGCGUGUACAGGCCGCCCGGCGCCAGGGAGGGCGGCAGGCCCCGGCGAGCGCAGCAGGGCCCGCCCGAGAUCUACAGCGACACUCAGUUCCCCUCGCUGCAGUCCUCCGCCAAGCUCGGCGACAGCCGCAGGGAUAAAGAAAUGGAGAAGAGCUUUGAAGUAGUAAAACACAAAACUAGAGGUAGGGAUGAGGUCUCAAAAACCCAGGCACUUAAACUUCAGCUAGAGAACCAGUAUGCUGUGCUGGGGGAUCAGUAGAGCUGCACACACAGUACAGUUCAGGAAUGCUUGUUUGGUAACCCCUCCACUAAGGUAACUAAACUACAGCUCACAGCUCUGAUGACCGUGCCACCUUGUUCUGCUGGAUCUGCUGCAGCAAGUGCAGACUGCCCUGAUGUAAGUGAUUGGUUCUCCUGCAUUGUGGAAGCAUAACGUGUUACAACUCCUCCAGUGGAUGUGGGGCAGAGUAAUGUCAUGAUUGAACUGGUGUCACCAGGGUUCUUUAAUUGCUCAGAUACCUACAGCCAGUGGUCAUUUCCAAAUCUUUUUAUGUUCAGAUACUGAGCCUUCGUAAAGGUUGACUACCUCAGACUUGCUGCACUCAUUGUGGACACCAUGUGGAUCACAACUUCUGGAAGAGAAGGUUACAGCUGUUUUAGUGGCCAUCUGAAACUUGAAACCAGCUCUACUGGAUUCCUGUCAGAAAUCCUGCAGAAGUCAGCCAUUUGGUUCCAAUUUGCUAUAACAAAGAUUUAAGUGACCUUAAUGACAAACCUGUUCUGUUCCCCUCCUGAGGAAUCCUGCCCUGUGUAGCCAUAGCCUGAUAGAGACUUCUGGAGCUGCCCAAGUACUGCAGAGCUGUAGCUUGUUUACCUUUCUAGAUAGCUGUACUGAGGUAACUGCACCACCGAGUAGAACUCCUCCAGUACCAGAUUAGAGAUCAGUGGCUCGGAGUCCUCUGUUGGCUUUAGCCAUGCCCACAGCUGGCUUUUGGCUGCUUAUUCUUAGUCCCCACCCAAGAAACUGCUGCCUGGUUUCUGCUAUCCAGUUGCAUCCUGUUUAAAUGAUGGUGAGACCUUGGACUGAAGCAGUUUCUUUGGGGCUUUGUCACGAGUAUUUCCCACCCUGAAGCACUAAGGCUUGAGUUUCCAUUAUCCAGGCUCCAGCCACAGUCCUUGGAAUGUGUCUUUCCCAGAGGAGGUGUGGCUAUAUUGCUACUGGAUAAGACAUCCUCUAUUGAAAACAGUUGCUCGUGGCAGGGUAAUGGGUACUUGAUAACCCAACUGUAACCAGAGGGAUAGAGCUGGUAAAGCCUUACUUGUUUGGCUACUUCUGUGAAGCACGCAGGCUUUUUGAGGCAGAAAUCCUGUAAGGCAGACUCCUGUGGUGGUUAUUCACCGAGUCAGGAAGUUGAGUAGCAAAGGCUCCUUAUGUUGUCAUCUUUGAAUCUAGUGGAAGCAGGCAAAGUGGUGUAAGUGAUUCGAUGAGCAACAUCUGUCAAGUACCAAAUGUGUCCUGCUGUAACCGUUCUUCUCUUCUCUGCAUUCUCAGACCAGAAGUCAGAUGAAGUACAACAGUGGCAUGCUCCAGUGUGGAGAUUUUUCAGAGUCAAUGCCAAAAACUAGCCCCAGCGUUUGCAAGAGUUGCUAAUGGCAAGAGAGACGAGGGAACAAACCCAAGCUGGCUUAGGUGUGUGUGCAGGUGGUGAGGAUAGUGCAGGGCUCCCUUUGACUAACUGCUGACUCACUUUAACCUCCUCCUGAGGCCAGUGGCAACAUUCUGUUGACUUCAGUGGAGCUGAGCUUCCACCUGGCUCUGCUGUGCACAGACUAAUGCUGGCCUUGUCUUCGCAGAGUUAACUGUCCCUAAGACCUCUGCUACAAGCUGCUAUUAGAGGGCUCCAGCCUCUUUUUCAUUUGGAAGCAACCCCACUGAGCAGCCUGAUGUGAAUAGGCAGGGCUGAGCCAUGCCUCUUCCUUGCAAGUGCAUUGUUGCUAGCAGAACUGAUGUCACCAAAGCUUUCUAUGGAAUUGGUGGGGAAUGAAGAGGUUGAUUGAUGUGGGGGAAAUGUGAAAAUGCUUUUCCUGAUCCUCUGAAGUGCUCUCAGCAAUUCAGCUGAAUCCAGUUGUUGCUGUGUGCAGGGGAGGAGGGGCUCCCCGUUGUGCUGUCUUUCAUUGGAGGUUUUGGGCAUGGAUUCUGGCAGUUCAAGAAAACCCUGUACCAGUUUCAAAUCAAAUAAAAUGGACAUAUUCAUGGA